Dermatophagoides farinae (American house dust mite) is the source of this 3767-nucleotide messenger RNA. Lineage: Eukaryota; Metazoa; Arthropoda; Arachnida; Sarcoptiformes; Pyroglyphidae. The record is from RefSeq and is a predicted model, not a curated record.
CAUCAGAUUCCAUCAUCAACAUUGGCCAAUAUUGAUGAUGAUGAUGAUGAUGAUGAAUCACCAUCAUCAUUGCCUUCAUCAUUUGUGCAGCAACAGCCCCAACAACCACAGCAGCAUCAACAACAACAACAACAACAACAAAAUUCAUCAUCAUCAUCAUCGAUAUCUAGCCUAUUUGAACGUGUAACAAAUUUUCGCCGUUCAUUGAUUAAAUCAAAUCAACACAGGAAAAAAGAUAAAUCAAGGCCACCAUCAGCAAGUUUUAGCCUUUUUAAAUGUUCACCAUCAUCAUCAACAUCUAUGACAACAACAUCAGAUCAUCAUCAUCGUCGAAUUUUAAUGAAUGGUGUCAUCACUGAAAAAAUUCUAAAUGGUCACAAUGUUGUUGAUAAUAAUAAUGAUAAUACUCCUACACCUACGUUUAAUGAUAAUGAUGAUGAUGAUAAUGGUGAUGGUGAUGGUCACCAUAAUGGGUCGACGACAAAAACAUCGACAUCCACAUCAGCUAUGGUUAUACAUGUUGAUGAAGAAGAUGCCAUUUACGGUUUCACUGCCAUGAAUCUAAAUAAUCCGACAAGACCAAGACAAUUACUUUCGAAACAGGCCAUUACAGCAUCGUCGUCAUCAAUGUUAAAAUCCAAAAUUUGUCCAGAAAAUCCACCAUCAUCAAUCAAACAAUCAAUGAUGAAUAAUGAAUUUCAAUCAUCAUCAUCAUGUGUUUCACUUUAUGAAACAAUUGCUGAAUACUGUGAACCACCGUCAAUUAGUGUAGCACCAUCGCCACAAUCAAUGGAAAAGCAACAACAACGUAAAUAUUCAUCAACCAAAACAAAUUUGUGUAUGACAAAUACGAAAUUUCAGCCAAAUUCAUCAAAUUCCAAUUGUUGGAAAAAUAAACGACGUUCAAGCGUUUCGGUUUUGUUGUUUGGAAAUAACAAUAAUAAUAAUGGCGAACAACAGCAACAACAACAAUUGAUUAAUUCUGAAUCUCAAAAACAAAAAUUAUCACCAACACACGUUACACAUUACGAUUCAUAUUCACAACCAUGUCAUCGAUCAUCAGAUGAUAUUCUAAUGAUGUCAUCAUCGAAAUCGAAUCAGAAUACAACAUCACGAAUCUAUGAAAAUGUACAGAAUACCAGAAACCAAUUCAAUUAUCAUAAACAUAAUAACCAUCAUCAUCAUCAUCAUCAUAUAUUUCCUGAUCCUACACGUAAAUUAACCAAAGAUUCUGGAUAUGAAUCAUCAUCAUCUACAUUGGUUAGUGUAGCACGUGGACCAACAGCUAAUAAUAAUUAUCAACAUCAUUCAUCAAUGCUAAAUAUGAUUACAUCAUCAUCAGGAUAUGGUAUAUUACAAAGAUCCAAUGAUAAUCGAAAUCAAACGAUAAUUAUUGAUCAUUCAAAAUCUGAUUCAAUUGAUUCUAAUCUAAGUCAUAAAAGCUUUGAUUCUCCAACGAAUUAUUCAUUGAGUCAUUCUAUAAAUGGCCAUCAUAGUUUAUCUUCAUUGCCAUCUCCAUCAUCAUGUUCGCCAGAAACACCUGAACGAGGAGAACGAAUUGUACAGCCACAAGAAGCAAUGGAAAUACCGGAAUCACCACCACCAACUCCACCGAUUCGUUAUUCUAGUUUACCGGAAAAUUAUCCAAUAACGGAAAAAAUCUCUCCCACCGAAUUUAAAUCAAUCAAUUACUGUGAUCAACAAUCUGAAUUCAACUAUUCAACCGAAAUGCGAAUUAAUUCCGAAUCAUCAAAUAACGAUGAUGUUCAUUGGUCAUAUAAUCUGUAUCCCAAAAUGAGACGUAAAAAACAACAACAACAAUUACAAUUGGAAGAAAAUCCAUAUGAUAAUCAAAUAGAAUUGAGCUUACCACCAACACAACUUCCACGAUCACAAAAAAAUCAAUAUUCACCUCCAUCAUCUGUGGCAUACGGUGGUUAUCCAUCAUCGCAACAAAUUCCACCACCAUCGGCAACACAAAUUGUUCGUAGUCAUCGCGUUCAACAGGUGAUUCGACAAGAAACGAAACAAUACUCUGAUGAUUCUGGAUCUCAAACUUUUUCUUUGGUCAAAAAUUCACAGCCACCCGCAUUACCACCAAAAUCAUCCACAAAUACAAGUCCAAAAAAUAUCAAAGAAAUACAGAAACGUGCUGUAUAUGAAUUUUAUUUACGACAAAAAGAAAAAAAGAAAAAUCGUAAUGGUCAACAAGCAGUCGCAGCAGGUGAAAAUCAAAAUUUACAUUCCUCAUCACCACAAAUAUUAAAACAAACGACAGCUACGACGUAUGUCAACGAUCAAGAAAAUCAAGAUGAUGAUAAUAUAAUCGAAUUCAAGGAAAUCAAGGCUAAAAUUGAUGAAAUCAAUAAUUCCAACGAUUCCCAACAACUACAACAACAACAACAGCCAGAAUAUCAUCAUUCAUCAAUCAAUGAUUUUCCUCUGCCACCGCCACCAUCUUUAGAUAUGGCAAUUUUAUCAUCAUCAUCGAAUGGUCAACAUGACAUUGAUGACGGUGAUGAUAAUAAUAAUGGCAACGAUAACAAUAAAAAGUUGUUAUCAUCAAUGUAUUCACUGUUCAAAAGAUUAGGUUUAGAUUUGAAACUAUUUUGGCCAUCAUUGGAUUUCAAGCAAUUGAUACCAAUGUUGAUACUAGUAUUCAAUCGAAAUGAAACCGAUAUUGAUGGUGAUGAAGGAACGAUGAUAAUAACUAUGAAGAAUAAUGCAAACAAAACAAUGAUGAUCGACUAUGAAGAUGAUGAUGAAGAAGAGGAAGAAUUAUUACAUAUCGAUCAGAUUCGUCGCUAUAAAAAUGGUCUGCUUUCUCGUAUGAAUUUAUUACAAAUGGAAUCCAAUCGUAUUGCAAAAGAUUUAUCGAUAUUUGAAAGAAAAAUUGGUCAAUUUAUUCAUCAAAAAUUGAAUGAAUUGGAUUCAAAUCUAAGUCAUAAAAUGGAAAUUUUAUGCGUUGAUAUGAUACGAAUCAUACGAUUGAUAUUCUCAAUACAGCAACAAAUCAAAAAUGUUGACUUUGAUGUGAAUGAUAAACAACAACAACAACAAGAUGAUGAUGAUGAUGAAAUGAAAAAAAAUGAACGUUUAUUACAAUUGAAUGGACAAUUGAAUCGAGCACAUAAUUUAUCAGUUGCCAUACAACAACGAUGCAAUAUGUUUAUCAAUCGUAUUUUACAACGUUCAUUUGAUAAGAAAAACAACAACAAUAACCAUCAUCAAUGGUCAUCGGAACAAUUGUUUAAGAAAAUUACAAUGAUGAUGACAAUCAAUGAUAAUAAUGUACAUCACGAUGAUGAUAUUGUUCUACAACAAGAUAACGACGAUGAUAGAAUAAUAAAAAAUUGGCUUGAAAAUCAAGAUCAUCAUCAAUCGCUACAACCACAGACGAACAAUAUGGUCGUUGAUGAUGAUGAUUGUAGUAAUGAUAAGAAAAUUUUUAUUUGGUCUCUUUCACAGUUAACUCGAUCAUAUCUAAAACAUUUAGAAUUGUUAAAUGUACAACAACAAAUUAUUGAUGCACUUAUCAUUUAUUAUCAACAACAACAGCAUGCAUAAUUUGAAAUUCAAAAUCUUCUAAAGAUCCGAAUCGAUACCGGAAAAAAAUAUUCAGGUGAUUCCAAUUGUUGAUAAAACGAUGACGACUACGAAAUUAUUUAUUCUGAUGCCCAGAUUACAGUGCCAAUUUUAUUUGUUUUUAUUUAAUUUUUCUGUCAAUUUUAAUAAAAAAAAAUUCUUUAAAUAAAUCAAAUUGUCAU